Molecule: messenger RNA, 783 nt
Organism: Eleginops maclovinus (Patagonian blennie)
Lineage: Eukaryota; Metazoa; Chordata; Actinopteri; Perciformes; Eleginopidae
Product: eukaryotic translation initiation factor 4E-binding protein 2-like
Exons: 3
Coding region: 134-481 (115 amino acids)
Biological process (GO): negative regulation of translational initiation
Cellular component (GO): cytoplasm
Molecular function (GO): eukaryotic initiation factor 4E binding
Source: RefSeq, a predicted model, not a curated record
GGAAUGUUUUGGAUCUGAUCUCCACGUGGAACCACAAGGUAACUUCUCCGCUUCAUUGCGUAUUUAGCACCAGAAGCAGCUACCCCUGUCUGUGGAGUUUAAGUAUUAUUAAAACCAAACAGUGUUGUGAGACAUGUCAGCGGCAGGUCAGCCCAGCAGGAGCCAGAAUAUCCCGGCCGUAAGACGGGUCACCAUCCACGAUGCUGCCCACAUGCCGCAAGACUACUCCACGACCCCCGGGGGGACUCUGUUCAGCACCACGCCAGGAGGUACCAGAAUCAUCUACGACAGGAAGUUCCUCCUGCAGUGUCGGACGUCUCCUCUGGCCCGCACGCCUCCCAAUCUGCCCGACAUCCCCGGAGUCACCAGUGCACUCAAACCCAACGACACAAACCAGCCAGAACAGACCCCCAGCAAAAACUCCAACCACAGCCAGCAUACAGAGGAGAGCGCAGAUGACCAGUUUGAAAUGGACAUCUGAAGAGGCUCUGCUGGACGGAUAAAAGUGAUUCCCAACAUUUUUAUUUCUUUUUUUUUAUGUCAGUAAAAAAGAGAAGCAUAGUCUUACUGAGCCGAGUAAUCCUCCUUCAGAUUUGUUCUGAAAAUGAGAUGGCAUUUUUUUUUUUUUUGUAAUGCUUAAAUCGUGUAAAAAUGUUGUACUCUUACAAAACAUCAUGAAUGCAUAAUUGUUUCUUUACUUUGAAUACACUGGACUGUGUAUGACCUGUGACAUGUUUGACAAGUAAGUCAAAGUCUUGUUGAAAUUAAACAAUUAACAUUUUA